ACAAAGAGCCCCGUUACACGACGGGUUUGUUUACUUGUGAUGUCACUAGCCGGCUGUCAGGAGACACUGACAUGACAGUUUCAUAUAUGUUUAUUCUCAUCUAACCAGCACUGGAGAGCCUAAUUACACACGCAGGUAACACACGCUAAUUAGGUUGAUUUGGUUAUGUUGAUUGACUUUGGUUCGUGGAUUGAAUAAACAAACGUUGAACAGAUGUGGUGGCUGCUCCCUUAGGACAUCCGUGUAACGUUAUACGCGAGCUGUGCUGUGACCCAGUUGAGUAUUUGCUUAAUGGCGUGUUAAUGACGGCAGAUUCGUAGCGUGGAUAAUUCCUACACGGCAAUGUCGUGUCCUUGUGGCUAGCGGCGCUGGUGUCGGGGGGAGCAUGUUGACCAAGGUGUACCAGCUGCAGCCGGACAGUGGCCAGUUGCUGCUGUUCUGUGUGUGUGAAUCAUGCCAGCAGGUGACCAGUGUCAAGGUAGUGGACCUCACGCCCAAAGGGGAAGUGAAGGCUGCUGGUGUGGUGUGCCUGAUUGGACUGGGACUAAGCCUCGGCACCCUCCUGCUGUACAGACUCUACUUCCGCAUCAUCGUCCCCUUCCUCAACAGUGUCUGGACCUCCAAGGGCAAGAAUGGGCUGCUGGAUGAUGAGUACACACUUUACCUGGAGCCAUCUGAUAGUGAGGUGGAUGAGGACAAGAUGGGUAACUCCAACAGCAAGAAGUCCACUCCCUCUGUGUACUAUGCCCCUGGAUACGGGGUAAGCCUAGGAUCCAGGCCUCCAACUCUGGAAGCUGAAGAAGGUAUUCGUUUACGUCCACGUAAACCACACCAUUCCCGCCCUAAAUCACCGUCCCCUGCAUCAGACAAAGACUCUGCUAUUGGAGUGGGCGGCUCUGAGAUGAGCCAGAGCCUGUACAGUGAGAACAGCGCCAACAGAGACUCCUUCUACUCCACCUGCACAGCGGAGAGUGGCUACGAUGAAUUUGGUUACCUGGAGGAGUGCCGUGGGUCCAAGCUGAGCAGCUCUCUAAAAGAAAACUUCUCCCCCGGCUCCCUGAAGGAGCGCAAUCUCCAGAUGCUGUACAGGGCGCACCACGGGCACGACGCUGGGCUGAACAGCAUCGGCCGCAGUGCUAAACCAGGGCUGGACACACUGUCAGACUGCAGCAGUGAGAAGAGUGGCAUCCUGUCCAGCAGGAGCUACCCCAGCACUGCUGACACAGACUCCAGCUACAUCAACCUCAGUCUCAGAUCCAAUGUCGACCCCCUGGUGGAGAAGUUUGCCUCAGAGCAGGCCAGCAGGACUGGCUCCAGGCAGAGCUCUCUGGGUAAACCAGGUCUUCCCUGUCACAUGACUGAGAACACAGGGGUCAACCAUACUUCCUGCCAAGAGACAGACUUUACUACAUUCUCUCCUAAAGUCUUAUCAACAGAAUCUUCACCUUGUCAUAGGAACAGGGUUCCGGCCACCAGGGGGCGUUCAGCUGUCCGCGGUCACUUGCCCGGCAGGACGCAGGAGUGGUCACGUGGUGAGGAUCAGGAAAUGGACUACGACCCGUCACUGGACGCGUCAGAGUCUCUAAGAAGCUUCAACUCCAGCCUUGAGGAGAUAGACUGGGAUGCUGAGGAUGACAGCAGGGACAAGAUGUCCGCCCUGCCACAGUUCCAGCAGUCAGACUCAGACCUGCAGUUUAAACAGUCACUCAUGCAGAGGAUCCACGAGUGGUCCAGCUUUGCUGAGGAGUAUAACAAAUCUCGCUCACCCACCCCUGACUGUCUACCUGUUCGCUUUGUACGAAGAAGCCGCAGUCUGGACAGGCACCUGGGUGACCCCUCGUCUAUCCUCAUUUCUGACGCUGCUGACAUAGCAGCCACAGCCAAGCCUAUUGAGAUUGAGCCUACCACAGAGAAAAACUUGGAGAGUUUGGAAUACGAGUUGCACGAUAUUCAAGGAGAGUUUGAAUCUAUUACAUCCAAACUUCAUGAACUUAUAGAGAACGGAAACGCUGAGCCGUCAUUAACUGGCAGCAAGUCUUCCACAACACACAAACCUCAUCAUGCCCACAGCAAGCCGCGGGCCAUAGACUCCAAGGUCCUGGGCAAGAUGAGGACCAAGUGGGAGCGUGUGCCCAGCUCAGCCUGCUCAGACUCCAGCCGCAGCUCACGUGCCAGCAGUGUGGAGUACGUCUGGGACCUGGCCGACUACUCACACACAGGGGAGAGGCUCAGGUCUGACAGCCUGCUGGGGGAUGGGGACAUAACACUCCUGCCUGGUCAAGAUGGUGCUGGACAGGUAGCCAUGGAGCUUGAUCACACUGAAGUGGGUGUCACCAACAUCUCCACGCCCAUGUUGAUAGCUGAGUAUGCAGAAAAGGAGUGGAAAGGGGACACAGAUAAAGCCAAGACCAUGAAAGAGGGCUACAAGCAGAUAACUCCUGUGUUAUCCCAGCAUAGGCUGUGUGUUAUAAGGGGAGACAACUACUGUGCACUGCGGAGUGUGCUGUUCCAGGUGUUGGUCAAUGGUGAACGUGUGACACAGCGCUGGUCAGGCAUCAUCGGCAUCAUGGACAGCUUACACGACCUUUACAGUGACCCUUCCAUCAACUUCCCCUCCUGGACGUUUGCUAACAGACUGCCCGGCCACUGUAAGGACAGGCUGGCGUCUCUGUCCAAGUGUGCGCUCUCCCUCUAUGCAACAAUUGAAGAAGUCUGUAACUUACCUUCCCGUGAAGAGCGUGAAAAACGAACAAUCUGUUUGCUAAAUACAAAUGCCACAUUUGACCUUGAACUGAUGGAAGGACUGAAGAUCAUGAUGCUUCUGAACUUGGUGAACUUGAGGUGUCAGAUGGACGAUGGGGAGGACGUGCCCAUCUUUUCACACCUGCUUUUUGCCAGGGACACUUCAGAGACUGUCUCCGACUUCUUGAAAAACCAUUUAAAUACUGUGGGAGAUAGUGGAGGCUUGGAGCAGGUGGAGAUGUGUUUGCUGGGCUACACAUUGGGAGUGAGGAUCAGAGUGCUGCGGCUCGCCCAGUGUGGUCAGCAGGACUUUGACUGCAUGUUCCCAGAUGAUGUCCCUGCUGACUGGCCAGAAGUGGACUUGAUAGCAGAAGAUGACCGCCAUUACAAUGUGCCUCUCCCUUGACUGAGUGAAGAACUGUUAUACAACUGCUGAGUCGACACGUUUUUCAUAUCAGAAUAUUUUUUUUCACCUCAGUCAUAUCUCAUGUGAUCUGUGAAAUCACUUGGUAGAUGGUCAUCUUAUCAGCUGCUUCUCCAAGUGAAGACUGUAUGGUUGUGCCAGAGAUUCCAGCAUUUUGUACUCAAAUGUUUUGACUGCAUGGAUACCCAUGUUUAGACUCCAGGGAUUCCCAUGUUUUGACUGCAUGGAUACCCAUGUUUAGACUCCAGGGAUUCCCAUGUUUUGACUGCAUGGAUACCCAUGUUUAGACUCCAGGGAUUCCCAUGUUUUGACUGCAUGGAUACCCAUGUUUAGACUCCAGGGAUUCCCAUGUUUUGACUGCAUGGAUACCCAUGUUUAGGCUUCAGGGAUUCCCAUGUUUUGACUGCAUGGAUACCCAUGUUUAGACUCCAGGGAUUCCCAUGUUUUGACUGCAUGGAUUCCCAUGUUUAGACUGCAUUAUUUAGGCUCAGGGCUCUGCAAGCUACCUGGUACACCCUCACACACACCUAUGCAGUCAGCAGAGUUCACUCACAACCUUCACCUUGUUAAGCUGAGACAACUCUGUUCAACCCAAUCAAACAUCUGCAUUUAUCUGCUCUUGUAUAAUUUGUAUAGUAAAGUCAAACUAAUUUUCUGCUGACCAGAAAUAAUGUAGGCAUUUAUGAUGUGAGUACAUCAAUGUCUGGAUAUGUUACUCGUAUUAUGUAUAUAAAUAGAUAUAAAUAGAAUACUGGAUGUGUCUGCAACAUCUCACACACUUUGUUGUUGUUUCUAUCAAUACAAAACUGCUUAGUAUGUUGAUGAAUGAAAAAUAAAUGCAAUAAAUUUGUGACAACUAAGUCAGCAUGUUAGCUCUGGUCACUGGGGCGCAGUGAUUUCAUAAGGGGACAGAACUAAUGAAAUGUACACAUCAAAAUUAUUUGUUUCAUGCAAUCAAUGUUUGGUGUGUAAAUAAUUUUUCUGUGUGAAACCAGUGUUCCAUGUUUAGAUGUUAUAUGUUUCUGGUGAAACCAUAGCGGUAUUCUUGUCAUCAAACAGACACCAAACUGGUGAAUGCUAAAUUAUUGCCAUAUUGAAACAACCCUCACAGUAUCUUCUAAUGUUGCAAUGUUAGUAAGCUCCCUUUUUCUCUGAUACAAGGCUAGGAUUUAGCUUUUACUACUAAAAUGGAAGUGCUGAAAUUUUAAAAUAGCUUGUACUGUCAAUUUCAUUUAUUUAAUUAUUAUAAAAAAUGUUUGAUAUGUUGUGUGAUAGAAUUUAAUAAAUUUAAAACCAAAUUUUAUACCAACUAAACCCCCCAUAAAACAGGACAUAACAGGUUAUAAAAUUUCAGCAGUUCUGUUUCUAUAUUAAAGGCUAAUUCCUUUUGCUUGAAUUAGUUAAGGGAGAUAUUUCCCUUAGUUGAGGGAGAAAAUUUGUCCCUUAGUUACCCAACACGCCUCAGUAUGUAGAUAUGUACCAUAAAUUUAGUCUAUGCAUGUGACUCUCAGAGCUGGUGGGGGUCUAAUUAUUUUUGUAAAUAAAUAUUUUUUUUUUCUAAUUACGGAUCACCGUAUUAAUCAAAUUGAGAAACUUGGCCCUAUUUUGAUUAUGGUGGCCAUUGAGAAAGUCACCUGCAUAGCUAGACCAACUCUCAUCUGUGAUAUGAACUGUAUCUUUAGUCCUGUCCUACCCCACUGUAUUCCAGGUGCUUUCAUUCAAACCAGGACUUUUGUUUACUCUUGGCCUUCAUCAUUUGUUGCUUCGUCUUCAGUUUUUCUUCUCUUUGGACUUGAUGCUUCAGGUCUAUAAUAGCUGCAGGUUAAUCUACCACGUUUUAUUGACAAGUUGAAGAAGUUUUAGAGUAAUUAAACCAGUUAGUAGCUGAUUGACAUUUGACUACGUUAUUAACUGUAGUCUUUAAGUUCUCUCAUGCAGAUUUCAG
Physella acuta is the source of this 5111-nucleotide messenger RNA. RefSeq lists its product as uncharacterized. NCBI's taxonomy places the organism in Eukaryota, Metazoa, Mollusca, Gastropoda, Physidae. The record is from RefSeq and is a predicted model, not a curated record.